Dermacentor silvarum is the source of this 3824-nucleotide messenger RNA. RefSeq lists its product as uncharacterized. The coding region runs from base 16 to 1434 and encodes 472 amino acids. The transcript has a single exon. The record is from RefSeq and is a predicted model, not a curated record. Lineage: Eukaryota; Metazoa; Arthropoda; Arachnida; Ixodida; Ixodidae.
CUGGGUCGUCCCGACAUGCCACAGAUCAAGAGUCUCAAUGUCAAGUGCGAGAAGAACCACAUGAAGGUUUUCCUCGAGUUCGACCGGCCAUUCCAUGGAAUGAUCUUCAGCAAAGGUCACUACAGCGACCCCAAAUGCGUGCACCUGCCCCCGAACACGGGACACAUCGCCGUCAACUUCGACAUCUUCCUGGGCAGCUGCGGCAUGUCGAGCAGCCAGCAGGGCGGCUACGACAACCUCGGCAGCGGCGUGUUCAUCGAAGACACCAUCAUCGUCCAGUACGACCCGCAGGUCCAAGAGAUCUGGGAUCAGGCACGCCGGCUACGUUGCACUUGGUACGACUUCUACGAGAAGGCGGUCACUUUUCGUCCCUUCAACGUCGACAUGCUGGACGCAGUGACUGCCAACUUUCUUGGAGACAACAUUCAGUGCUGGAUGCAGAUCCAGGUGGGUAAAGGACCCUGGGCCAGCGAGGUUGCCGGCAUUGUCAAAAUCGGCCAGACCAUGACCAUGGUUCUGGCCAUCAAGGACGACGAGAACAAGUUCGACAUGCUGGUGCGCAAUUGCAUCGCGCACGAUGGUAAGCACCAGCCCAUCGUGCUGGUCGACGAAUACGGAUGCGUAGCGCGCCCAAAGAUCAUGAGCCGCUUCCAGAAGAUCAAAAAUUUCGGUGCCUCGGCGUCGGUCGUGUCAUACGCCUACUUCCAGGCCUUCAAGUUCCCGGACUCGAUGAACGUGCACUUCCAGUGUGUCAUCCAGGUGUGCCGUUACGAGUGUCCCGAGCCCAAAUGCGACGGUGAUGCGGCACUGGGCGGUCACUACCUGCCGGCACCACGCGACCCAUCGUCGGCGUACUCGGAGCAGAAGGCGCACUUCGUCAAGCCGUCCGAGUCGCAGAAGCAGACCGUCUCCGUGACCAAGAAACAAGGCGCCGUCACUGUGUCGACGGACCCGCCCAAGGAGAACCCGCCGCCGGUCUUUUACAACCGACAGGGCGAGCAGCUGCCCAGCGACAACGACGUGGUGCAUUCGAACACGGGCUACGCGAUCGCGCACACAGGUGGCAUGCCGCGCUCGCACGACGCUCGCCGGCGCCGGCGAGAGGUUGGUGCCGACGCGACCGACAUCCAGACGCAGAAGGUCAUCCAGGUGGUGGCACCGGGUGACGUCGCCUUCAACCUGCCUACCGGAGAUAACGACACCCUCGUCGACGUGUACAGCAGCCGCUCCGCCUCGGCCGACGGAAACAUUUGCAUCUCGCUCCCUGGCUUUGCUGCGGGUCUCAUCGUGCUCUUGCUGCUGCUCAUUGUGUCUAUGUUGGUCGCCUCGUUCCUCUUCGUGCGUGUGCGCCACAUUGCGAACAGCAAAAACCACGAUCAGAUAAUCUCCUACGACAGCCCCGAGUUCGUCAAGGUGGCCAUCACACCACAGUGAAGACGUCAUGCUCCUCGCCAGAGCUACGGUUCCUGCGUGUUCCCCGGAUGCUGCUCCCUCCGCGCAAGCAUGAGCGUGGAAGACGCAGGCGCAGCGUGAACGACGACAGACCGUGGGGGAUCGUGAGGCCUGUGGCGUGAAUUGCGGUGUGGCAACUGCCUUAAACUGAGUAGGAAGAGCAAAGAACGAUGCGAUAGAGCUGACUGAUCUGCUGCGGCAGCAUCACUUGGCCAGUCGCAUUUAGACUAACAAGGUUGAACAUAGCGGCGAGGAAUAGUCCCUCUUCUUGCCAUUGCCUAACGUCACGUGAGCCGCAGGCAAGCAGAGCCAGCCAAAUAGUGCACGAAAGGAACGCAUAUGAGGUCGCGGGAGUUUUUUUUUCCCUCUGCGGCGUCAAAUGCCAUAUGGUCUGAAAUAUUAUUUGCUUCGGGCAUUCCUUUCGGAAGGUACUUCAUUGCAGGAUGACAAUCAUCAAUUCCUGUAUACAUUAAUGCCCUCAUCAUCGCUCUUUGUUGCAAGUAGAUGAUAAGAGUUCAGAAGGCUUCUUACCGAGGCUUUACUGGAUGUACGUAACAAAUUUUGAGGAACAAAUUUUUCAGAGCCUAGUUGCUGGCGCAAUCGCUAAAUGAGGAGAUGGGCCCUGAGACAGGAUAUGGCAAAGCCAUUCGUAGUUUUCUGCAAAGACAGUGUGCGAUUAGUACUGAAUUAGUGAGAACACCAUAAAGAAACAAUCGCUUUCUAGAGCCGAUAAAACAAAUGGCAACGGCAUGUAUCGUUGCCGAAUAUAUGCGUCGUUAGCGCUGUUUUGUGCUCAGGUAGGCAGGCAAAGCGUUCUGGCUGUUCUGGAAACAGCAUAGCUGCGCGAGGCAUGUUCAAGACGACGGCUUCAGUUUCGCUGCCGCCUGAUCUUCAUGCAUUCAGGAGAAUAUUAGUCAUCCAUUGACGCGCACGCGCCGACGUAUGUUUCCUCUCUCCUUUUUUUAUAUUCUUUUGUUGUAUAGACGUCUGCUAUGGCAUGCAGUGUGCAACGCGAUCGAUUCGCAGCCUUGCCUGUCCGCGCUUCUUUUUUGUAACAUAUUUAUUUCGUGUUGGCAAUACCACCGUGCUAUUUUGUUGUUGCAAGCGUACGCGUAUAUCCUGUUGUUGAAGUUGAUGGACACUAAUCGUCAGCAGUGUUGCACCGUGGGACCUGGACUCUUAGUUUUACGGCCUUCUUACUUGAAUGCAUUGUUCCUGAACGUGUGUGAGUGUCCUUGUUCAACGCUUUCUUUUCUUGUUUCUUGCUCGGAGUUUUAAGCCAGCGGUAUAUACUGCAACUUAUUAUUGUGUAUAAUACGGGGUUCUGUCUCCGCACUCUUAAGAUGCUGCCGUCCAGUGACUGGACGUUUAGGAGCACGGGUGCAUGCAGACGUAACAGCACAGUUCGCUUCCAUCUGGCUCCAGGUACGGGACCAGAGGUGGUGCUACUAUCGCAGCUUUCAACGACAGCACAUUCCACGGAACCACUGGAAGAGCCAAGUGGGCUUAGAAGCCGUGUCGUGCUGGCACCCUGCCAGGCAUUGAAGUUCAAGUGUGGUCUCCGCCGUACAUGUGUAACAUGGCGGCCGGUUGUUCUCAGUGAAACAAACACUUCACGUUGUCGGUUUUGUUUCGUCUCACGGGGCAUUGUUUCUAUCUCUCUCUUGAUGACGUUCUGCUAUAGAGAUGGAUUGAAUGCACUGUCCCAGUCACACUUGUUCAGAACGCUUUUGUUGCCCUGGGUUCGUAGAAGGUAUAGGCACUGCACUUGGUGUGGACGUUUGCGAUUAUUUUUUUAAACACUAUGCGAAGCCUUCUCUUCGCUGCUAACAGCUGCUGGAAAAGUCUCGUGUCCCUACCUACCUGCAGACAAGCAAGAAUUGCGUGUCUUUAACAAGUGUGAUAGGGACGACGGACGCAGAGUUUCUUUGCUAGGCGAGGAGGUGCGGGUACAGUAUUCGCGGAGCCCCUUUCCCGCUGUGUACCCAGUUGCAUCGCCUUAUGUACAGCUCUUCAUUGUCUUCUUCUUCUCUGCCUUCAACCUAUCUGCCCAUGUUGCACCAUGCAUUCAAACGCCCUGCAGUACGAUGUUUUUACUCUGCUGUACUACGGAGCAAAACUGGGCUUGGUGGGAAUGAUGUUUACGUUCUUUUAAAUUUUUUUCUUUAAACAGUCGUAUACAUGCACUUCAAAUGAAUUUGCAAGGUUUGUAACAUGCCUAGGUUGUCACAAUGUCCAGUCGCGCGCUGCUUUUUGCUACGAGCGUACAAAAACACAGUAGCGUCUUAGCGCCAUGAUAUGGUGACGAAUGACCUUAAUAAACAUCGAAACAAAUGACCGCUAUGGCCCUUUUGUUGUCUUUUGUGCUCCAA